This is a messenger RNA of Saimiri boliviensis boliviensis (Bolivian squirrel monkey), 2322 nucleotides long. RefSeq names its product heat shock protein family A (Hsp70) member 13 (gene HSPA13). The record is from RefSeq and is a predicted model, not a curated record. Gene Ontology annotation, molecular function: ATP binding; ATP-dependent protein folding chaperone. NCBI's taxonomy places the organism in Eukaryota, Metazoa, Chordata, Mammalia, Primates, Cebidae.
AGGGGUCUGCGGGACUGCCGGGCGGCGUGGGGGCGGUGCCUCACGUCUGGUACAGUCAUCCCAAGCCACUUCGGCGGGACUGUGAUGGCCAGAGAGAUGACGAUCUUAGGAUCAGCUGUUUUGACUCUCCUGUUGGCUGGCUAUUUGGCACAACAGUAUUUACCAUUGCCUACUCCUAAAGUGAUUGGCAUUGAUCUUGGCACCACCUAUUGUUCCGUUGGGGUAUUUUUUCCUGGCACAGGAAAAGUAAAGGUGAUUCCAGAUGAAAAUGGGCAUAUCAGCAUACCCAGCAUGGUGUCCUUUACUGAUAAUGAUGUAUAUGUGGGAUAUGAAAGCGUAGAGCUGGCAGAUUCAAAUCCUCAAAACACAAUAUAUGAUGCCAAAAGAUUCAUAGGCAAGAUUUUUACCCCGGAAGAGCUGGAGGCUGAAAUUGGCAGAUAUCCAUUUAAGGUUUUAAACAAAAAUGGAAUGGUUGAGUUUUCUGUGACAAGUAAUGAGACCAUCACAGUCUCCCCAGAAUAUGUUGGCUCUCGACUGUUGUUGAAGUUAAAGGAAAUGGCAGAGGAAUAUCUUGGCAUGCCAGUUGCCAAUGCUGUCAUUUCUGUACCAGCAGAAUUUGAUCUAAAACAGAGAAAUUCAACAAUUGAAGCUGCUAACCUUGCAGGACUGAAGAUUUUGAGAGUAAUAAAUGAACCCACAGCGGCAGCUAUGGCCUAUGGCCUCCACAAGGCUGAUGUUUUCCACGUCUUGGUAAUAGACUUGGGAGGAGGAACGCUAGAUGUGUCUUUACUGAAUAAACAAGGAGGAAUGUUUCUAACCCGAGCAAUGUCUGGAAAUAAUAAACUUGGAGGACAGGACUUCAAUCAAAGAUUGCUUCAGUACUUAUAUAAACAGAUCUAUCAAACGUAUGGCUUCAUGCCCUCUAGGAAAGAGGAAAUCCACAGGUUGAGACAAGCUGUAGAAAUGGUCAAAUUAAAUCUGACUCUUCAUCAAUCUGCUCAGUUGUCAGUAUUACUAACAGUGGAGGAACAGGACAGGAAGGAACCUCACAGUAGUGACACUGAACUGCCAAAAGACAAACUUUCCUCAGCAGAUGACCAUCGUGUGAACAGUGGGUUUGGACAUGGCCUUUCUGAUAAGAAAAGUGGAGAAAGUCAGGUUUUAUUUGAAACAGAAAUAUCACGGAAGCUCUUUGAUACCCUUAAUGAAGACCUCUUUCAGAAAAUACUCAUACCCAUUCAGCAAGUAUUGAAAGAAGGCCACCUGGAAAAGACUGAGAUUGAUGAGGUGGUUUUAGUUGGGGGCUCCACUCGUAUUCCUCGGAUUCGUCAGGUCAUUCGAGAGUUCUUUGGAAAAGAUCCCAACACAUCUGUAGACCCUGACCUAGCAGUGGUAACAGGAGUGGCUAUCCAAGCAGGUAUUGAUGGAGGCUCUUGGCCUCUCCAAGUCAGUGCUUUAGAAAUUCCCAAUAAGCAUUUACAAAAAACCAACUUCAACUGAAUUCUGGAGGAAUAAUGGUUAUUUGUGAUCUUGUCUGAUUAUCUCUUCCCAUAUGUCAGAUUACCUUCUUCACAAAAGGAAGUCUCUAUGUAAUACAUCACAGAUUUCCCUACAGGGUAACAUGUAGAUACAGGAAAAUUUUACAUAACAUUUUGUCUUCGGAUUAGACAUGACCAGAUUGAUCCCAUUUGAUUUUGGAGAGAUGCUAUUCUAACAAAUAACUUCUAAAGUGAUAAAAUUGAGGUGCACCUCUCUUACAAGAGUAUGGAUGACUAUGUUUUCUGGAUUCUGGAGAUAGAUAACCGUAUGCACUUAACAUUAUAUUCUGCAAACAUUAAAUAGUGCCAAUUAUGAAAUUCCCAGUUCUUACUAAAUUAUAUUAGCAGGAACUGGUAAUUACUUGGUUAUCACAUGUAACUAUUAAUUUGAACUAUACUUGAAGGACAGCAUUGAUGUCAGGUAUUUACAGUGGCUGGAAGAUAGUAGUAUUAGUAUAAACUGCAUACAAAAAUAUUCAAUAACUGCUAUAUUUUAUAACAAAUCUACAUUCACAAAUUCAGUAUCUUGUUAAGCCUCAUAUUGUAAUCCCCAUUGUCUGGGAGUGUUAUGUAUUUAAUAGAUGAAUUUAUUUUACUCCUAAAGGUAUACAAAUGUUUCAGCACUAUGUAGUAGAAAUACCCAAUUUAUAUUCUAGUUCCUUUAUGUCCUGUACGUCAUUCUCUGCUUGGAUUUCCAUGAUUCUUUUUGGUUAGAGAAUAAUAUUACAAUUAUUAAUUGCAUUUGAACAAUGUGUUGAUGUCAUAAUAAAGCCAUGAUUAUUAU